CAGUGUUCGCAUCACUUCCUCGUUCUGUUAUCAGGUAGUCUGUCUUUCGCCACAAUGUCCUUUAUUAGUGUUUAAAAACUCUCCACAAACGUCCCAAAACAUGGCGUGCGUGAACUCGGAGGUGGACUUAUGGAGCAUUCCUCUGGUCGCCCUGAAUGUGACAGUGAGGAAGAAGCUGGGUCUGUAUCUGAACCCGAAGAACACGGUGGCUGCGGACUGGACCGCUGUAGCGGAGGCCAUGGGCUUCUCUUACCUGGAGAUAAAGAACCAUGAGGCGGCCAGAAGUCCUGCUCAGUCGGUCCUGGAGAACUGGCAGGCCCGGUGCUCAGAGGCCUCCGUGGGGAAGCUGCUGUCCGUCCUGACCGAGGUGGAGAGGAAGGACGUGGUGGAGGACCUGAGACCCCUGAUAGAUGAGGACGUGAGGAAGUAUUGUGAGAGCCAGAAGAAGCUGUCUGAGCCCCCCCUCCAGGACCCUGAGGUGGACAGCUGUGGCCCCCGCACCCCCGAGAGAAGGAUCGGCAUCACCCUGGACGACGACCCCGAAGGAGCUCCGGAGCUGUUCGACGCCUUCAUCUGCUACUGCCAGAGCGACUUUGAGUUUGUGCACGAGAUGAUCCGCGAGCUGGAGCAGACGGAGUGUCGCCUGAAGCUGUGUGUGUUCGACAGAGACGUGCUGCCGGGGUCGUGUGUGUGGACCAUCACCAGCGAACUCAUCGAGAAGAGGUGUAAGAGGAUGGUGGUGGUGAUCUCUGAUGAAUACCUGGACAGCGACGCCUGCGACUUCCAGACCAAGUUUGCUCUCAGCCUUUGCCCUGGAGCUCGAGGGAAGCGUCUUAUCCCAGUGAAGUACAAGCCAAUGUCGAGGCCGUUUCCCAGCAUCCUUCGCUUCCUCACAAUAUGCGACUACACCCGGCCGCUCACACAGGACUGGUUCUGGAAACGUCUCGCCAAAGCCCUCUCACAGCCAGUCAGUCAUAGUUAAAGGCGCCUUUUUUAUUAUUAAACAUCACAUCGUUAAAGUAUGUGCAAUUGCUUGUGUCACUUAUAAUUUACUAGGUUACUGAUUUGUGUUUCCUGUGAGGAUGAAAUGGUGAUUAUUAUGCACAGGGAUACCAAAUAUCAGCAAAGUUCUCACACAGUUAUGUUUCAGGAAUAUCAGGUUGCUGCCGCUGUUUUGUAUUUAUGUGAGGUACAAUGUGAGGAGGAGGUGUUUGUAUUCAGAACAGCAUGUACCGAAUUCUCUGUAAAAGCUGUUUUUUUGUUGCGCUUGCCACUUCCUGUUACGAGGCAACUUCUCGAUGAGAUUGUAUCUGAAGAGGAAGACAUUUCAGAUUGUUCCACUAAAGUCUACUGACACCUACCUUCAUCUCUCUUUCUGUGUCAGUCAUCACAGUGUUUUUACAUUUGAUACUUUUGUAUAUGCUAAAAUGUAUUUGACUUUGAAAAUAAAUUGUAUGAGUGUUAUUUCCUUUAAUAAAUGUAUCACAUUUUUAAAA
Molecule: messenger RNA, 1496 nt
Organism: Trematomus bernacchii (emerald rockcod)
Lineage: Eukaryota; Metazoa; Chordata; Actinopteri; Perciformes; Nototheniidae
Gene: myd88
Product: MYD88 innate immune signal transduction adaptor
Exons: 5
Coding region: 101-982 (293 amino acids)
Biological process (GO): MyD88-dependent toll-like receptor signaling pathway; innate immune response; positive regulation of canonical NF-kappaB signal transduction
Cellular component (GO): plasma membrane
Molecular function (GO): Toll-like receptor binding; TIR domain binding
Source: RefSeq, a predicted model, not a curated record